This is a messenger RNA of Xenopus laevis (African clawed frog), 3195 nucleotides long. RefSeq names its product TIMP metallopeptidase inhibitor 2 S homeolog (gene timp2.S). The transcript has 5 exons. NCBI's taxonomy places the organism in Eukaryota, Metazoa, Chordata, Amphibia, Anura, Pipidae. Bases 164 to 826 code for a protein of 220 amino acids. The record is from RefSeq and is a predicted model, not a curated record.
CUCCCCCAGCCCAUUCUGUAUCCUGUGGCUGACAGCCCAGGAGGAGGAGUCUGGGUGCAAACACACAGCAAAGCUCAGACAAGAGACGUAGCUAAUCCAAGCUAGAGGUUUGCAGCACAUUGACAUUCCGACACCAACGCUGGCUGUGCAAACGCCUUGGAAAAUGCUGGCAGCUCCGGUUCCCAGCCUUCUGCUCCCUGUUGCUAUGCUUGUGUUGAUAUCACAGAAGCUUUCUGAAGCCUGCAGUUGCUCACCAGUGCACCCUCAACAGGCCUUCUGUAACGCAGACAUAGUUAUUCGAGCCAAAGCCAUUACUGGAAAAGAAGUGGACAAUGGGAAUGAUGUCUAUGGUAAUCCCAUCAAAAGGAUCCAAUAUGAGAUCAAGCAAAUAAAGAUGUUUAAGGGACCCGAUAAGGAUAUAGAAUUCAUCUACACAGCUCCAUCCUCAGCAGUGUGUGGGGUGACACUGGAGAUCGCUGGAAAGAAGGAAUAUCUGAUUUCAGGUAAAGCCGAUGGUGAUGGAAAGAUGCAUGUAAUCCUGUGUGACUUCAUCGUGCCAUGGGAUUCUCUUAGCCUAACUCAAAAGAAGAGUCUCAGUCAGCGCUAUGAAAUGGGCUGUGAGUGUAAGAUAUCCCGUUGCCCCUCCAUUCCCUGCCUUGUCUCUUCUCAGGAUGAGUGUCUCUGGACAGACUGGGUGACCGAGAAGAGCAUCAAUGGACGUCAGGCAAAGGACUACUCUUGCAUAAAACGCACUGAUGGCUCCUGUUCCUGGUAUCGGGGGACAGCACCCCCAAAGCAGGAGUUCCUUGACAUUGAGGAUCCAUAAAUCCAAGCUUCCCAAAACCCAGAUGUAACUUGUGAGGGGCCAGCCCAGGAGGAAAGGAACCCAACAAGUUUGUAUGGUCCUGUCUGGACAUCAUUUCCUGCAAUUGUUGUGGCUGGAAGGAAAAGUGACAUUAUAAGCCACACCUGGGACAAGAGUUUAACCCCUUCAGUGCUGGCCAAUUUGCAGCAUUGAAAGGAUUAAAUUGUUCAAUGAUGGAUGCGGACAUGCCCCAACCAGCCCUCUGCUUAAAAUUCUUGCAUUUAGCUUCUGUUUAAACUUCCAAAAAAAGCCCUAUUUGUAAGUAUCUUCCGUAAUCUGUGUAGCUGGUCUACAGCCCCCCCCUCUCUUACUAAUAUGGGUUCCAUUGUAAUCUCUCUUUGCAUUUAGCCUGUUUGUAUUUGUUGAAGCUGUUCAUCCCUUGUAUGGCAGGAAGAGUGGAGUUUCAUUCCUAUCACUCUUACACAGGAGUUAAGUUGAUUUGAGAAAUAAUAGCCUUAAAGGGAUCCCAUCUGAAAACCGCUGCUCUAAAGAUAUAUUUAUCAGCUUAAUGCUCUAGUCAUGGAGUGAAGAAUACCUAUUCUUAUAACUGUUUAUUUCAAUCUUUAUGUUUGUUUUUCUAACACAGCUGUUCUUACACAUUGUACAAAUGCGGGUCCUAAAUUGUAUCAUAGUAAGCAGUGACAGUUGCCUAAUGCUAUCUCUGUACAAAGAUAUGUAGGGUGCCCACAUUUUCACCGGUAACCAAAAUAAUCCUGAAUUCUUUCAAAUUACUUCAAUAUAUAAUACUCAACUCCUACUAUACACAAUGCAGAACCCAUAAACACCCUGCACCCUAGUAUAGGUUGCUGGUGUCACCUAUAAGAGCUGCUCAGUACUCACUAACAUAUACAGUACUCCUGAUUUAGCCCACAUUAGUUCACCUUGUACUUUAUUUAUACAUAGCUUUGUACUUUAAAGGGAUACUGUCAUGGGAAAACAUGUUUUUUUUUCCCAUCAGUUAAUAGUGCUGCUUCAGCAGAAUGCUGCACUGAAAUCCAUUUUUCUGAAGAGCAAAACGAUUUUGUUAUAUUCAAUUUUGAAAUCUGACAUGGGGCUAGACAUAUUGUCAAUUUCCCAGCUGCCCUUAGUCAUGUGACUUGUGCUCUGGUAAACUUCAAUCACUCUUUACUGCAAGUUGGAGUGAUAUCACCCCCCCCCCCCAGCAGCCUAACAACAGAACAAUGGAAAGGUAACGAGAUAGCAGCCCUCUAACACAAGAUAACAGCUCCCUGGAAGAUCUAAGAACAGCACUCAAUAGUAAAAUCCAAGUCCCACUGAGACUGAUUCAGUUACAGUAAAGCUGGCCAUAGAUGUUGAGAUUUUUAAAAGAUCCGAGCCUCAUCGUGAGACCACGAUUUUCUCGGAACAAUCGUAUGAAUUGACCAUCAACUAAAAAGAACAAUUUGCCAGGAAAACAAAGGGGAGCUGCCUGCUUGGCCCUGCAAACAUAGUUAGAUUGCACUGGGACCGACAAAGAUUUUUUGACUUGGCCGAUCAAUUUCCUGACAGAUGUCGGACGAAAAAUCGUAAAAUGUACGAUCGUUCGAAUCCCACUAACCGCACGAUAAUUUCGAAGGAUUGGUCGGACUUCCCCAAAAUCGGUCGUUCGACAAGAAGAAUCAUCGCGUCUAUGGGGAGCCUUAGUAAAAGAAAUAUCAGCCUGCCAGAAAGUAGUUCCAUCCUAAAGUGCAGGCACAAGUCACAUGACUGGGGCAGCUGGGAAAUUGACAAUAUGUCUAGCCCCAUGUCAGAUUUCAAAAUUGAAUGUAAAAAAAUCUGUUUGCUCUGUUCAGAAAUGGAUUUCAGUGCAGAAUUCUGCUGGAGCAGCACUAUUAACUGAUGAGUUUUGGAAAAAAACAUGUUUUCCCAUGACAGUAUCUCUUUAAGCUGUAUAACAGUUGCACCAACACCCAGUAUGCAACCAUUAACAACAGCACACACAAAGGUGUAUACCAGUGUCAUAUGAAGAAGUCUUGUAAACCACAUUAAUACUGGAAAAAGGCUAUUAUAAUAUCCCCACAAUGGUUUUCAGCACAGUGUGUUACCCUCAACAUCCUACCAAUAAAAAUGCUGUAAUUCACAAUACUGCUACUUGUAGAGCCCUUGCUUGGUGAGUAUAAACUGUGUAUUUAUCUGCUGCCAGUAUUAAUUUAAAGCUUAGACUUUUUUUUCUUAAGCAUAAACCUAAAUAUUACUAUGACUUGCAGACAGUGGAAGGAAACUGCAUGCUCUGCUAUUUGCACAUCUUCAGGUGUUUGACAAUUGAAAGAUCUGUACAGUAUGUGAAAGGUUUCAUCUAUGGCAUUAAAUGAUAUUAUCUGCCACAAAUA